Molecule: messenger RNA, 2688 nt
Organism: Tripterygium wilfordii
Lineage: Eukaryota; Viridiplantae; Streptophyta; Magnoliopsida; Celastrales; Celastraceae
Product: BRASSINOSTEROID INSENSITIVE 1-associated receptor kinase 1-like
Exons: 11
Coding region: 214-2061 (615 amino acids)
Biological process (GO): protein phosphorylation
Molecular function (GO): protein binding; ATP binding; protein kinase activity
Source: RefSeq, a predicted model, not a curated record
CACGUGGUUGUAACGUGAGGACGUUGAUGCAUGCUCUCUCCCUCUCUUUCUCUGCAUUUUCUCAGCAGAAACAAGCGGCCUUCGAUUGUCUUUCGAAGUAAACGCAGUUGGAAUUGCUCAAUAUGAGGAGGAAAUCGGGUUCUAGCGAAUGAUGGAGCGUUGAAAUGUUGUAAUUUUGAUGUUACGAUGAGGAUAUUGGGGUUUUAGCGAACGAUGGCGCGAGCGGUGACGGUGAUCUCGGGCUCGACUUUCGUCUGCUCAGUUUUUCUUUUUCAAUUGAUUCUUUUGAGAGUCGCUGCUAAUACUGAAGGCGAUGCAUUGAAUGCAUUAAAAACCAAUUUGGUUGAUCCUAACAACGUUUUACAGAGUUGGGAUCCUACCCUUGUUAAUCCCUGCACUUGGUUUCAUGUCACAUGCAACAGUGAAAAGAGUGUCACACGAGUUGAUCUUGGAAAUGCAAAUCUAUCUGGGAAAUUGGUUCCGCAGCUUGGUCAGCUUCCUAAUUUGCAGUACUUGGAGCUUUAUAGCAAUAACAUAAGUGGAAGAAUUCCAGAUGAGCUUGGGAAUUUGACAAACUUGGUGAGCUUGGAUCUUUACUUGAACGGGUUAACGGGUACAAUUACACCGACCUUGGGCAAGCUUUCGAAACUUCGUUUCCUGCGUCUUAACAAUAACAGCUUAACUGGAACUAUUCCUAUGUCAUUGACUGCUGUUAGGUCGCUGCAAGUCCUAGAUCUUUCAAAUAACAAUCUGACUGGGGAUAUCACAGUCAAUGGCUCAUUUUCACUAUUUUUUCCCAUCAGUGUUCAAAAUAAUCAACUUAACACUCCUCCUGUUUCUCCCCCUAAUCAGAUUGUUCCAAAUCCCCCAGCUCCAUCUAUCGGUAACAUUGGAGUCGCUGCUGGUGCUGCUCUAGUAUUUGCUGCUCCUGCAAUUGCACUUGCAGUAAGGCGGUGGAGAAAACCACGAGAUCUGUUCUUUGAUGUACCCGCUGAAGAAGAUCCAGAAGUCCAUUUAGGACUGCUCAAAUGGUUUUCUCUGCGUGAACUACAAGUUGCCACUGAUGCUUUUAGCAAUAAAAAUAUUCUUGGUAGGGGUGGAGUUAACGUUUAUAAAGGAAAGUUAGCUGAUGGUUCUCUAGUGGCAGUAAAGAGAUUGAAAGGGGAGCAUAAUCGGGGUUUGGAGCUGCAGUUCCAAACUGAAGUGGAAAUGAUGAGCAAGAUUAUGCAUCGGAAUCUGCUUCGUCUCCAUGGCGUUUGCAUGACUCCAACGGAACUAUUACUUGUCUAUCCCUAUAUGUCAAAUGGAAGUGUAGCAUCGUGUUUACGAGAGCGCCCAGAGUCGCAAGCUCCGCUUGCUUGGCCAGUACGGAAGCGGAUUGCAUUUGGAGCUGCAAGAGGGCUUGCUUACUUGCAUGAUGAAUGUAACCCCAAGAUUAUUCACCGUGAUGUAAAAGCUGCAAAGAUACUAUUGAAUGAGGAUUUUGAACCCGUUGUUGAAGACUUUGGAUUGGCAAAACUCAUGGACUACAGAGAUACUCAUGUUACAACUGCUGUAUGUGGCACAAUGGGGCAUGUCGCCCCAGAGUACUUCUCAACUGGAAAGUCUUCAGAGAAGACUGAUGUUUUCGGGUAUGGUGCCAUGCUUCUCGAACUGAUCACUGGACUGAGGGCUGUUGAUCUUAUACAGCAGGCAAAUGACGAUGAUGUAAUGCUACUCGAUUGGGUGAAAGGUUUUUUAAAAGAUAAGAAAUUGGAGACACUGGUUGAUGCGGAUCUGCAGUCCAAUUAUAAUGAUGAAGAAGUGGAACAGCUGAUCCAGGUGACUCUUCUGUGCACGCAAAGCUCCCCAAUGAAACGACCUAAUAUGUCAGAGGUAGUAAGAAUGCUUGAAGGUGAUGGUUUGGCUGAGAAAUGGGAAGAAUGGCAGAAAGAGGAAGUGUUCAGUGAAGAGUUUACUUAUCCCCACCACACAAAUGCAAAUUGGAGCAUGGAUUCCGAAUCGUACAUGCCUCGGGAGGAACUGUCUGGUCCUAGAUGGUCCUUUUCUAUCACCUUGUAAAAGUCUUCCGAGGCCCCGUUUUGCAUUUGAAACUGGUUCCUACACGUCUGUGCAUAUUAGUCAAUUCUUUUUCCCCGUUUGGUAUUUGAUCAGGUGCCAGUCGUCAUCCGCUGCGGUGUGCAUGGCAGAUUGGCAGCUGCAACACUUGCAGCUGAUGAUUGCACAAGAUUACUUGACACUAGUGCUAGUACUAACAUCAAAGCCUUUCUGACUCGGCCUGGCCCGGUCACCCUACUCGACUGGCGAUUCAAAAGGCGAAACUCUCGUCGUGGUUUGGCGACCUACGGGGCGGACACUUUUUGUUAUUGUAAUCUAAAGGCGAAGACUCUGAAUUGGGCGACCACUCGGCCCAGCGGGCGAAGGCUUGUUCAUGAUUCACAUCACUGGCUUUAGUACUACUACUACCAGGUAUACUUUGACUAAUAACAAUAAGAUCAGACCACCAGUGUUUGUGCCCAGGCUGAGCUGUGUGCCCAAAGCAGCUAAAGUUAGGCCUUUGGACAUGUCGGCCUAGCACACCUCAAAGCCGGCGUCACUUGUGUGACUUUUGGAUAUUUAGAUUUACCAAAAAAAAAUUGUUGGACAUUUAAGCAUCUAUAGAAUGACUAAUUAUUUUUUUACCUUAAA